CGGACUGGGAAAAAGACCCGGCCGGGCAUGCACACGGGCGUGGGGGACGCCUUCGCCUUGCGCGGACCCGAGAGGCCCGCCGGAGCCGGCCACCAACUUAGUAUGGUAGUGCCUCCAACCUGACAGGCCAGCCGGCCGUGUCUACGCCAUGAUUUUGAAAAGAAAGGACGCAGGCGCGAUCUGCUCCUCUCCCAGAGAAGUUCCCUCUGUAGGAGUACGCCCACCAUCCAGUAGAGGAGGACUUUUGUCCCAUCUAGCUCAGGGGACCCCGUCCUACUCUUUACUUGUUGGUGCAGUGGGAUAAUCGGUGGGUUCGAGCCCCAUCCACCAUCUCCUUACUACCUGGGUGAACUCAGGCAGAUCACAGACGCUCCCUGGGCUUCAUUUUCUUCAUCUUUUGAGGCGAGAGGGUUGAGCCACGGGACUUCUGAGGCCCCUUCCAGCUAUAAAAUUUAAUCCUGUGAAUCUUAUUCCUCAUUACCAUACAGAACAGUUUGAAUAUGACCAACCUGGAGGCACUGCAGAAGAAGCUGGAGGAAUUAGAACUCGAUGAACAGCAGCGCAAGCGUCUGGAGGCUUUUCUCACCCAGAAACAGAAAGUGGGUGAGCUGAAGGAUGACGACUUUGAGAAGAUCAGUGAACUGGGAGCUGGGAAUGGUGGUGUGGUGUUCAAAGUUUCCCACAAACCCUCUGGCCUAAUCAUGGCAAGGAAGCUAAUUCAUCUGGAGAUCAAGCCAGCAAUUCGGAACCAGAUUAUACGGGAACUGCAAGUCCUGCACGAGUGCAACUCUCCAUAUAUUGUAGGAUUUUAUGGGGCCUUUUACAGUGAUGGGGAGAUCAGUAUCUGCAUGGAGCAUAUGGAUGGAGGAUCUUUGGACCAGGUCCUUAAGAAAGCUGGAAGAAUUCCUGAGCAAAUUUUGGGGAAAGUUAGCAUUGCUGUAAUAAAGGGUCUUACAUAUCUGAGAGAGAAGCAUAAGAUAAUGCAUAGAGAUGUCAAGCCAUCCAACAUCUUGGUGAAUUCACGUGGGGAAAUCAAGCUUUGUGAUUUUGGUGUCAGUGGGCAGCUGAUUGAUUCCAUGGCUAAUUCCUUCGUGGGCACGAGGUCCUAUAUGUCGCCAGAACGACUCCAGGGAACUCACUAUUCGGUACAAUCAGACAUCUGGAGCAUGGGGCUUUCUUUGGUGGAGAUGGCCAUUGGACGAUAUCCCAUUCCACCGCCAGAUUCCAAGGAGCUAGAACUGAUGUUUGGCUGUCCAAUGGAGGGAGAUGCGCCUGAGACAUCACCACGACCAAGAACUCCUGGGAGGCCCCUCAGUUCUUAUGGAAUGGAUAGCCGACCACCAAUGGCAAUUUUUGAACUGUUGGAUUACAUAGUCAAUGAGCCUCCUCCAAAGUUGCCCAGUGGAGUCUUUAGUCUGGAAUUUCAAGAUUUUGUGAAUAAAUGCCUAAUAAAAAAUCCUGCUGAGAGAGCUGAUUUAAAGCAACUUAUGGUUCACACUUUUAUCAAGAGGUCUGAUGCUGAGGAAGUUGAUUUUGCAGGUUGGCUCUGCUCCACCAUAGGCCUUAACCAGCCUAGCACACCAACCCAUGCUGCUGGUGUCUAAAGUGUUUCUUUGGGAAGCUGGAGAAAGGCUGCUCCCUCACCCAUUGUGCAAAACAAUGCUACCUUAGAUCCUAUUUCUCAUGCUUGUCUCUGUUCAGAUGUGCAUUUUACCCUGUGAAGAAGGAUGAAGAACAUAGCAUGUGCCAAAUUCUAUUUGUGAUUUUUUUUUAAUUAUGAUUAUUCCCUUGAGUGAAUUGGCUUUGCAUUGGGGGCUUCUUAUUUGUGUUAAUGACUCCCCAGAAAGUGUGCGCUGUUGACUUAGUGAGAUUUUCUUUGCACUGCUGCUCCUCCAGCCUCAGCUGGCUGGCCUUGUGAUUUGGGGGGGAGGGGGUUGUCUUGACACAGUGGUACUUCAUUUUCGCUAGGCAUUUACCCUCUUUUCCUGAAAGUGGAAAGGAGAAGCCUGGUUGAUGUCCUUCACAAGCAGUGCAUGGGAAGCAUGCUUUUGCUGCUAUGAAAACAAGCAUUAGAAAGUGGAUGUCACAGUGUUGUAAUUUUUGCUUUCUGUGUAGAAUCCAGCUGUUUUCACCUAAAUCAAGUCAGAGCCCCGCACUGCCAUAAUAGCCAGGGCUUCAUCAGUCUAUUGUGAGGACUUAAGAGACUUGUGGCUAUAUUUCUAUAUUUAUUUUAAAAAUAUUCUGUGGGAUAUUCAGAGUUGUUGGGUGGUGUAUGUCUCUUAAUUUUUGACUGGCAUUUCUAAAAUAGUGGGAGUUUUCGAUUGUCACCAAUGAAUCAAGUCAUUAAAGUUCAUCAGACAUCUUCCUCUUAAUCCAAUUACAGAAUAUAUUGUGUAUAGUGCCUAAAAAUUGUAUGGAGAUCCUUUUAACCAUUUUAUUUUCAAAUGUUUAACAAAUCUAAUCUCUUAUUCUAAUAAAUAUAUCAUCAAGUUUAACAGAA
Messenger RNA from Sarcophilus harrisii (Tasmanian devil), 2500 nucleotides. It is a transcript of the gene MAP2K1, whose product is annotated as mitogen-activated protein kinase kinase 1. NCBI's taxonomy places the organism in Eukaryota, Metazoa, Chordata, Mammalia, Dasyuromorphia, Dasyuridae. Bases 501 to 1604 code for a protein of 367 amino acids. The transcript has 11 exons. Gene Ontology annotation, molecular function: ATP binding; protein kinase activity. Gene Ontology annotation, biological process: protein phosphorylation. The record is from RefSeq and is a predicted model, not a curated record.